AGCCUUUUGACCUUCAUUUUCCUCCAAUAUUUUAAUGUUGAAAACAUUUAGCAUUGAAAUCUGCCUUGAAGUAGGAUCUGGAUCUGGAGUAGUUUCAACUUUUGUGGCAUCAUUAAUUGAAUCUAAAGCUUUAUACAUAUGUACUGAUAUCAACCCUGUGGCAGGUCUGUGCACAGUGGAGACAGCUAUACGUAAUAAGGUUGACAUUGAGCCCAUAAUUACUAAUUUGGUAACAGGAUUAUUGCCACGACUUCUUGGGAAAGUUGAUUUGCUGCUGUUUAACCCACCCUAUGUGGUAACUCCUUCUGUUGAGGUAGAAGGCCAUGGAAUAGAAGCAGCCUGGGCUGGAGGUAAAAAUGGCAGAGAAGUUAUGGACAGACUCUUUCCGGUUGUGUCAGACUUGCUUUCAACAAGAGGUUUAUUUUACUUAGUUACAGUUGAAGAAAAUAAUCCAGGUGAAAUUAUAGAAAUGCUACGGAAAUGUGGUUUAAAAGGCACCAAGGUAAUAUGUAGACAGGCUGGAAGUGAGAAUCUCUCAGUACUCAGAUUCUGUAAACCCUGAAGACUUCAUAUGCUAUUA
This is a messenger RNA of Euleptes europaea (tarantolino), 580 nucleotides long. It is a transcript of the gene HEMK2, whose product is annotated as N-6 adenine-specific DNA methyltransferase 1. Gene Ontology annotation, molecular function: S-adenosylmethionine-dependent methyltransferase activity; nucleic acid binding; protein methyltransferase activity. The coding region runs from base 35 to 562 and encodes 175 amino acids. NCBI's taxonomy places the organism in Eukaryota, Metazoa, Chordata, Lepidosauria, Squamata, Sphaerodactylidae. The record is from RefSeq and is a predicted model, not a curated record. Gene Ontology annotation, biological process: methylation. Gene Ontology annotation, cellular component: eRF1 methyltransferase complex. The transcript is spliced from 5 exons.